Molecule: messenger RNA, 516 nt
Organism: Microthlaspi erraticum
Lineage: Eukaryota; Viridiplantae; Streptophyta; Magnoliopsida; Brassicales; Brassicaceae
Source: the annotation of a GenBank genome assembly
AUGGCGACCAUGAACUCGAGUGUUCUCACCUGCAGCUACGCAAUCUCUGGUGCUAGCUCAGUAGAGCUAAACCAGAAAGUUGGUUUGGCGAAUUCGUCGAUUGGGUUUGGUCAGAAGAAACAGAUGGUUAUGCCUGUGAUCAGAGCUCAAAGAGUUGGUGGUGAUGAUGUUGAUGGAUCUAACGGAAGAAGAUCCGCCAUGGUUUUCUUAGCUGCUACACUCUUCUCCUCUGCUGCUGUUUCUGCUUCUGCUAAUGCUGGUGUUAUCGAUGAGUACCUCGAGAGGAGCAAAACCAACAAAGAACUAAAUGAUAAGAAGAGAUUGGCAACAAGUGGAGCAAACUUUGCAAGAGCAUUCACUGUUCAAUUCGGAAGCUGCAAGUUCCCUGAGAAUUUCACUGGAUGCCAAGAUCUUGCCAAGCAAAAGAAAGUCCCAUUUAUCUCAGAAGAUUUGGCGUUGGAAUGCGAAGGGAAAGACAAGUACAAGUGUGGUUCCAAUGUUUUCUGGAAAUGGUGA